AUGUUACCACCCUCGAUCCGUUCUAUGAGCAGUGAUAAAGCUCUUCCUUCUCUCCCAACAAACGAAUUCAGACUUGACUUAUCUGGGUUACCUAGUAUUGCUGGAGAAUCAGGAUUGGGAUCAGGUCUGGAUUUUCAUCCGAAAUCAUCUAAACCAUUUCCAGCACAAUUCAUCCCCGUUCGCUCAUCGCCUCUUUCCACUCGACACCCACCAAUAUCAACACCUUCCAUCCUCUCUCUAUCGCCUUCAAACUCGACUUCAUCAUAUCCAUUUCCAUAUGUAAAUCACAAUUAUUCAACAUCAACAGUCACCAAUCAAAGUACCUCAACACUAAUACCUUCAAGUCCAUCAAUAUCCAUAUCCACCGCAUCUCCAAAUCUCACUACGACACCUAAGAAACAAGUCAAAUUCGGUAAAUCAUCAAUGUCAGCUGAUUCAAUCAAGUCGGACGCGACGUCAUCUAAUUUUCCAGCCGAAGGAUUGCUGGGAAGGAAACGAUCUUCCGGACAACUGUUAUCAGGUUUAGGUAAAGGGUUAAAUAGAGUCGGGAGCGUCAUGAGGAGGAAUACAGAGGGGAGUAUACCUACACUUUCUCCUAGAAAAGCCAAUGGCGGAACUUGGAGGAAAGGAAGAAGAAGGAAGACGGACGAGUGGCUAGGACAAGAUGAGUCAUGGGAAAAAGUUGAUCGUCAAAACGUCGAUAACGGUGAUGAAGGUAUCGGAAGACCGUUCAACGUAGAACACGAUUUGCAUGUCUCCCCUGACCUUUCAGAUUUACCUGAAUCAUGGCUGUCUUCUCUCAAAGCUCAAGGAUUGACUGAAUCCGACUUGCUUUUGAUAUCUGCUUCUAGAAGAAAACAACACCAUACUCAGCGUGUUCCAUUAUCAUCACCACUGCGAACAACAAGUCAUACCAUUCUCACACCUUUAUCUACCCCCUCGACAAGCAUUUUCGAUAUAUCAUCAGUGCCCACCCUAUCACGCACAAGGGGCUCUCCGGGUCUACUGAAGAAGUUUUCUUUUGAAAUAACGUCCUCGUCCUCCAAGAAGGGCUUGAAUACCUCGACUCAACAUCAACCGACCCGUCUCUUGCAUACUACCUCCCACUUGAUGGAAGACCAAAGUAGGAGAACAGUCGAUUCUUUUCCCAUCUCAACAAUUUCAGCGAUUGAUCCAUCCGAUACCGGCCAUCAAGAUAAUCGGCAUCAAGAAGGACAAGAACGGAAUGCGGAGUCUCUGGGAUCAAGUCAAUUGUCUCCUCGACGGGAGGAUUGCGCACCUACUCGGAGAUCCAAAAGAUUUUCUUAUCAAAUCAGAGAAUUCAGAGAAUCCACUUUCGGUAUAGGAGAAGAAGAUGAAGGUGAAUGGUGUAAGGGCAUAUUCGAAUCAACUUUAAUCAAUAAUGUAUAUUCAUCCCCUUUGAAAGACAGGAUCCCUGUACCUGAAGAGACUCUUUUAACACUCCCUUAUCGUACAAAAAGCCCAUCCCAAGUAGAUAUCAAUGACAAACUACCUCAAUCCCCUCCACCACCCGCGAGGCCAAAGCAAGGACAACGGACAUCUUCUUUGACGAGCCUUACAUUUCAAGCUGAGACAGAGCGAGAUGAACAGCGAACUCCUGUUGUCGAGCCCAUACCUAGGGAAUCAUCAGAAUCAUUCGGUGUACAUUAUACAUCCUUAUCAAAAAGCUCUAUAGGAUCAGAUCUCAUUACUCCCUCGACAUCAAUGAAACAUGACAUGGAUCUGAAAGAGAAGGGGGGAGAGUACGACUUCGACGACGACGACAAACAGAGUGGAUUUCUGGAUGGGAGAGUCAGUAAAGAUGGACAAGCGGGAAAGGCGGUGGACAAUCAUAUCAAUUCACUUCGAUCUCAAGGAAAUUUCACAUUGAGGAAACAUCACUCAAAUCCGCAUAUAUCGCUUCCCGCUUCUGCGUCACCAUCAAGAUCGAGCACACCUGAACACCAGUGUCAACAUACCACAACAAAAUCAGAUUCAAAUUACCCAAAUCAAUAUCAUUCAUCUCCAAAAAGAGGUGACAAAAGAAUCAGAGAGCAAUUAUCCUAUUCAACGUUCGAUACCUCUCCAUAUAGACAUACAUCCGAAGAUGAACUUUUAGAUGGGUUAGAUAAAGCAAAUCCGGAAGAAAGAGCUUCAAUUGCACUAUCAAUUUUAUCAAAUAGGACAAGUACUUCAAUACACUCAUUACAUGAACUCAGUCAAGCUACAGUCACAACUGCGUAUAAAUUACCUCGACGUCAUCUAGAUUUUCAUUCAUCAAUUCCAUCAAUGAACCGAGAUAAUAUCGUUGAGAACACAGUCAAGGAAGAACCAAGAAAAGGUGGAGCAGGUGAAAUGCUUGGUUUAGUGGAAGAAACUUCUGAAUGCAGUAGUUUCACUUUAUCAACUUGUGGUUCAGAAGAUAAUGAUGGCGAAGCUAAGGAUGCCAUGGAAGCUUUAGGUGAAGCCGCGAGGAGGUUAAGGGGGCUUUGA
Kwoniella shivajii is the source of this 2493-nucleotide messenger RNA. RefSeq lists its product as uncharacterized. The record is from RefSeq and is a predicted model, not a curated record. Lineage: Eukaryota; Fungi; Basidiomycota; Tremellomycetes; Tremellales; Cryptococcaceae. The transcript has 3 exons. Bases 1 to 2493 code for a protein of 830 amino acids.